UAUAGCAGCAUCACGUAAAAUCCUCUGCAAUCAUUGAUAAAUGCAGUAUAUCUUAGUUUUAUUUUGCGGUGUUAAUCUCAUUAACAGCAGUGGAGGUGUUUAAAAGAGUAUCUGACGAUAUAAUCGUUUGAAUAUAUUUUAAUUUUUUUCCGUACGAUAGAUACCUAUAUUUAAUAGACAUAUGGAAAAUUAAGUCGCCUUUGACUUUGACUGGUCUAAUAAUAUAUCUGGAAUACUGGACAUACAUUUUCAAAUAUACCAACGCUCAGAGAUACGCUUGUUCAUCGAAUCUCAUGAUCUUCAUUAAUUCCACGAGAUGUCGUCAUCUUUAGCUUUAGGAUUGAAUUCCCUACCUACCAGUAUAGAUAGUAGAAUACGUAAUAAUAACAAAAGAUGAACCUUGUUUUUGAAAGAAAAUACGUAGUCAGGAAGAUGUAGAAAGGCUUAGUUUAAACGGCUUUAAUAAAUCUGUUCUAAGCGUUACGUUAAGAUCCGGAAGGUUUUUCUUUUCUAAACCUCAUUACUUAACUAAUGAUCUUAAUACAUCUUAGGUCACCAAGGUAAAUGGAAAUUCCAAGUUAGUUUUAUUGUUAUCUGUACGUAAUCUCAAACGAACGUAUUUGUUCUAAGUAAUACACGUAUAGUUAAGAAUAAUUUUCUUGUUUAACCGGAAGUGUAUUCGAAAUUUAAAAAUGCAAUGAAUAACGCAUAUAAGAGUACGAGCGCAGGUAGCCCGCAUGAGCCUGUUACACAGUUUCUAGUACAGCGCCAUUAAAUAAUCAUUGGCGGAUUUAAAAAUGAUUUCGUCACGAAAUUAUCACGUAAUCUCUAUCCCCAUCUAACGGAUAAUAUUCUCUGCGAUAAUAACUGCCAACCUACUUGUAUUUUAAUACAAUCAUGCUCAACCAAUGAUUGUUAAAUUACUCAUUGUCCGCAUCUGUAUAGAUUAGACCGUAACAAAAUUAUACUGUCCGCAAUUCAAUUUUAAUUGUAUAAGUGAUACAAUGUGUUAGGUUUCGACGAUGUGUUUGAGUGUUUCAUGUUCCUUGUAAAUUGUAGUACGAAAAAACAAAUAUGUCUAGUGAAUAUGGAGCAUUGGAUGUGAAUGUGAAUUUGCCGAAGAGAGCAGUAAGCAACACUAUAGAGUUGCCGCUGUUUUUGAACAUGGUCGCAAUAUCGUUAAGCGGAGCUGCAUUAGGAAACAUAAUUUUAUACCGAUCCUGCGUCCACGCGCUAAAUUUUCCGGAAGAGGAAUGCCGGCCAUUUCUUUCGCCGGUAAAAAAUAAUGAGACCAAUCAUUUAGAGGCCGAUGUUCAAAGAUAUGCCACAUUUGUAUCAACUGUGAAAAUGGUGUUGGAAGCCGUUGUUCCGGCCUUCCUCUCGUUCUUCCUUGGUGCAUGGUCGGACACGUAUGGCAGGAAGCCUCUUAUGGUCUGGUCACUUUUAGGUUCAGCAAUAACGAGUAUGCUACUUGUUAUAUUUGGCUUGAUGGAUAACCUCGGUCCUUGGUGGUAUAUUGCGACAGUAAUACCAUUUUCUUUGACCGGUGGUUAUGUGGUUCUUUUCACGGGGGCGUAUUGCUACGUCAGUGACACCAGUACCAAGGAGAACACGUCAUUAAGGAUGACAAUGGUGGACGCGACUGCAUCAUCGGGCAGUGUGAUUGGUUCCAUAUUAAGUUCUUAUUUGAUACUAUCCAUUGGAAACGUGUACCUUCUACUUUUGACGUCUACUUUGAACGUAUUCUCAUACGCAUUUACUAACGUCUACAUAAAGGAGUCUUUAAAUGGUGCCUUAGAGGACGGAUCGUGGAGAGUGUUAGACCUACUAUUAGUUAAGGACAUGUUUAGAGAAUGCUUUAAACAUCGUCCUGAUCACAAGAGAACGCAAAUUAUUUUAAUUUCAAUAACGAAAUUUCUCCUAAUAAUUGUGUUGUAUGGUACAAGCUCUUUAGAAUAUUUAUUCACAAGAACACAAUUGCAUUGGUCAUUACAAGACUUUACUAAAUACUCAGCUCUAAGUACGUCGUUAUCUUUCGUCGGAGGAUUCUUCGGUAUAAUGGUUGUUCAGAAAAUCUUAGGAAUAGGAGAUAUUUCCUUCGCUAUAUUUGCGAUUCUUAGCACUGUAGCGGAAUAUGUCCUAAAGAUUUGUGCUAUAUCGUGGUGGUAUAUGUAUUUGGGUUCUCUAGUAUCCGUAUUUAAAGGGCUGGCAAGCGCAUUAACUCGUUCUUACAUAAGUAAAAUCCUGCCAUCAGAAGAUGUAGCAAAAAUAUUUGCACUGGUGUGUGGAUUUGAAGGUUUCGCACCACUUUUGGCGCCAUUGAUCUAUAACUCUUUAUAUGCCGCCACUCUGGCAACACUGCCCGGCGCCAUUUAUAUACUAAGCAGUAUAUUUGCGUUAUUCUGUGUCGUAAUGUUGGGAUUCGUACAAUACUAUCACUGGAGAGGAUCGGGAGCACAUUAUCAACGUAUUAAUUCUGAUUAAGUGCUGAAGAUGACAUCACAACAGUUUUGAUAAAUGAAGUACUUAAAGAAUUAUAUAUGACGGAGUGAAUAGGAUAAGAUAAGAAAUUUAUAUGCAAUUAAGUAUGCGAUGAGUGUUAACGUUAGUACAAAAUGUGUUUUAUAAUCAGAGGCUUUUCUGAAGUAAAUAAAGACUAAUAGUUUUAGGCGUGUGUAAUUAUGUUUUUAGAAAUAAAACAAUCUAUUCUU
This is a messenger RNA of Pieris napi, 2711 nucleotides long. RefSeq names its product proton-coupled folate transporter-like. Gene Ontology annotation, biological process: transmembrane transport. NCBI's taxonomy places the organism in Eukaryota, Metazoa, Arthropoda, Insecta, Lepidoptera, Pieridae. Gene Ontology annotation, molecular function: transmembrane transporter activity. The record is from RefSeq and is a predicted model, not a curated record. The coding region runs from base 1075 to 2484 and encodes 469 amino acids. The transcript is spliced from 9 exons. Gene Ontology annotation, cellular component: membrane.